Messenger RNA from Cajanus cajan (pigeon pea), 710 nucleotides. Its product is annotated as NADH-ubiquinone oxidoreductase-like protein. Gene Ontology annotation, cellular component: respiratory chain complex I. The record is from RefSeq and is a predicted model, not a curated record. Gene Ontology annotation, biological process: mitochondrial electron transport, NADH to ubiquinone. Lineage: Eukaryota; Viridiplantae; Streptophyta; Magnoliopsida; Fabales; Fabaceae.
AUGUAACCAGUGUCGUUUUGCGCAUGGAGGGCGUGUGGGUUCCAAUUCAGAAGGACAAUACAGUACGCUGCGAUUCCUUCAUUUCCCGAGCGAUUCAUUGAUCAGAUUCGAAUUGUGUGAUUUAAUUUAGGGUUUGGGAGAUGGCGUCGAGUGUUUUGAGGAACCUGAUGAGAUUCUCUUCAUCGAGGAACACGAGCACCAGAAGUUUCAGCCUCGUAACCUCUCAAGUCAGCAACCACACCGCCAAGUGGAUGCAGGAUACAAGCAAGAAAUCGCCAAUGGAGCUGAUUAAUGAAGUUCCUCCGAUUAAGGUUGAAGGCAGAAUAGUUGCUUGUGAAGGAGAUACCAAUCCUGCUCUUGGACACCCGAUUGAAUUUAUAUGCCUUGACUUGGCCGAGCCAGCUAUUUGCAAAUAUUGUGGCCUUCGGUAUGUUCAGGAUCAUCACCAUUAGGACUGCUUUCUACAAGGAUUCUGGUGUGCAUGAACGGAAUUUUCUGCUGAACAUUGAUGUUUUUGGUUAAAAUGUUUCCCGACUAAAUCAUGUUGUAACAAAUAUACAUCUUUGUUACCAUUUGCUAAAUAAGAUGUUCAUGUUACCAUCUUCUGGUGAUGUGAGGUUACAUUCUUAUGUGCAGUUAGUAAUUGUGUGAGACUAGAAAUGCAGCUUCAUUGAUCGAUCUAUUCUAUAUAAGUAAUUCCUAAUUUGCAA